AUGUUUAUUUCUUUAAGGAAAAUAUUUCGUAAAGUAUUUUUGAAAAAACGCAAAAAAACAAGAGGACGUUAUAUUAGAAAUAGUAGCAGUGGGAAUAAUCUUAAAAGACAAAUGUCAAGUAGUAGCAGAAACACAAAAACCACUAGUAGUGGAGCAGGUGGAAGUAUGAUACCAGCCUCACAACAAUUCCAUAUAACAGAUAAAAGGUAUGAAGUAAUUAAACAAGUACUUUACGAAACCGAGAAACCAGACUUGUCAUCAUUAACACAAGAAGAUUUGGAAAGACAUGAAAUGAUAGAACGAGCAUGA
Entrophospora sp. SA101 is the source of this 309-nucleotide messenger RNA. The record is from the annotation of a GenBank genome assembly. Lineage: Eukaryota; Fungi; Glomeromycota; Glomeromycetes; Entrophosporales; Entrophosporaceae.